Rotaria sp. Silwood1 is the source of this 6000-nucleotide messenger RNA. The record is from the annotation of a GenBank genome assembly. Lineage: Eukaryota; Metazoa; Rotifera; Eurotatoria; Philodinida; Philodinidae.
AUGAGCGGUGAGAAGAAACGACAUCGAUGGAAAUUUAGUCCAGUAUUAAUUGAAGAAAAUAUAACAAUCGAUUCAAAAUCUAUAACAACAACAACAAGAACUGAAGAAGAAAAACAUACGGAAAAUACAAUAUGUAAAUGGUAUAAUAAUGAUGAUGAUGAUGAUGAUGACGAUGACGAUGAUGAUGAUGAAAAUAAUCGAACUAAAACUCAAAAAACCAUAUCAGAAAAGAUCGAACGAGUUCUACGUAAAAUAAAUGCUUGGACAAAUGAGACAACAGCGGCGUCAACAAAUACUAAUGACAAUAAUAUACAAAGAGAACCAGUACAAGAUACAUCUUUCAACAAAACAAAUCUAUCAACGUAUGAUUGUAUCCGUCAGAAACAAGAAUAUAAAGCUCGUUGGAAAAAGCCAACAUCAAAUACAUUAUUUAAUACAUUGCGACAACGAUGUUCUUCAUCAACAUUUGUUGAUCCAAAUCUAAUCAAAAAUCAGCAUAUAUCAGUACAUAGACCAUAUUCAAUGAUAUUUACUAAUGAACCAUUAUCAUCUAUGACGCCUAAAUCAACUAUUUUAAAUACUGAUAAUCAGAAUUAUUUAUAUGAAGAUUUAGAUAGAAAGAAAAAAAUGCCCGAUACCAAAGUUCAGUUUUCUUCAUUUCGUCAUAAAAAAUCAUCUGAUAAACAUCCGGUUUUGAUUAAUUUACUUGAUAAUAACAAAACUCAACGUCGAUCUUUAUUUUCUCCAUAUACUACCAAUUUAGCACCUUUAUCAUCAAUGUAUGGUUCGGAUUUUUUUUAUCCAUCAACAACAACAACCAAACAUGAAGAAGAAGACGAACAACAACAACAACAACAACAGCAACAACAACAACAUGAAUACGAUAAUUUAACCUUUAUACAAAAUUCAUCUCAUCAUAAUUAUGAUCCAUUUCCAAUUCUAGUUGAUUGUCAACAUUGUAAUCGAUCAUCUUUUCGUGAUAUAUCAUGUCAAGUACCAUCAGAUGAUGAUGAUGAUGAUGAAAAGAAUAUCUAUCAAGAUGUUCAAAUUGAACAACGUAAAACAAAACGAUCAUCACCAUUGUAUAUAUCACCAACAUCAACACCACCAUUAUGUCAACCACCAAUGGCAAUUAAUUUAUUAGCACCAUAUCAUUUUCGACGAAAACGUUCAUUAUCAUCAUAUAUUGAUUUACAUAAUCGUUCAAAAUCAGCACCAUCAGCUUCUUUAUCAACAAUAUCAUCAAAAUCAAAUCGUAUAAAACAUUUAUCUGAGAAAAAAAAUUCUAAAAAUUUACAAACAUCACAUUCCCCUUUACAGACGGUUACAACUGUACCGUCUUUAGUACCUGAAUCAGCUCCUGUUACAUCAACACCAUCGACUACAGCCCUUCUUCGUUCUAUAAAAACAUCAAUAUAUGCUAUGAAAAAACGUCUCAAAGAUAUUCGUCGUUUGUCCGAGGAUUCGAACGUAACAACUGUAUUAGACGAUUAUACUGCACGUAGUUCACAAGAAUUAACUGUAAGUAAAGGACAACACGUUCGUGUCGUACAACGACAACCACCACAUGCACCUGAUUGGUGUCUUAUACGUGUAUUAAACGAUCAACAUAAUCCAUCGAGUUCAUCAUCACUUGCUACAUCAUCAACAACAAUUGCAACUGGUUCAAUUGAUUUACCAUCACCACCACCAUCAACAUCUUCAAAAUAUAUUGAAGGACUUGUACCAGCAGCUAUACUUAAAUCAACUAAAUCAUCAUCAUCAAACAUUCAUUCAUUACCACCAUUAGCUCUUUCAACAAAUACGAAUAAAACUGAACAAGAUUCUAUAUUAAAUAAUACAGACGAUUCUCAAUCAAGACAACAACAACAAUCACCAGCUGUUCAUUUUAGUAAACGUAAAGCUAGUUUUAGGCGAAUUCUUAAAAAUCCUGUUCGACGUCUUAGCUUAAAAGAUAAUAAUAGUAGUAAAGAUGGUAAAACUCCAACACCACGUGAAUUAGUAACAACAUCAGCAACUAUUAUAUCAACGGAUAGUGGUGAUGGUAUAUCGAAUAAUAAUAAUAAUAAAAAACAAGCCAUAUCAUCGAAUUCCACAACAUCAUCAAAAAUCAAAGCAUUUACAUUUACAAACUCCGAAGAUUUGACGUUGUUUCCUGAUGAUACGAAUUCAUCAAAUAAAUUAAUGGAUGGUAGUGCUGGUAUGAAUGGUAUUUUUAAAAUGACUGAAUCAUCAUCAUCAUCACCACCAUCAAGUGUAACAACAAUUAUAUCUCCAUCGACUACAUUAGCUGGUGAUGAUUUAGAAAAUGAUGUUAUUGAAGUACCACCACCCAUGGAUAUUCAAGUUCAACCAAAAUUAUCUGCUGAUACAAAUAUUGAUAAAGUUACUACUGACGAACCUUCAUCACUCGUAAGUUAUAUAACCAAUAGUCCAAAUGUAUCAUCGCGUUUACGUAAAGUACGCGCACCACCAUUAACAUCUGUUAGUCCAAUCGAAGAUAAUUCGGUUAUUGCUCGACUUGUUCAACAUAUUGCACCUAUUAGUAUUGUUGCCGGACUUCCAGUAAGUGAUUUUCAUAUUCCGACUGCCUUGUCAGUGACGACACCGUCCGUCAAUGAUGUAUCGACAACGAAUAGUUCGAUGCCAUCGUCAAGUAUUCUACAACAAUAUUCAUCAUCAUCUCUAUCAUCAUCUCCAUCAACAAUAAUAACAACUAAUAAUAAUUCAUUAUUAUCUUCAUCAACAUCAACUGUGAUUCCAAAUGAUAAUCUUAAUGAACAAACCGAUGAAAUAUCUUUACAUGAUAUUGAUACAAGUAUUGAUCAAUCAUUAACACUACAAAGUACAACAACAACAACAAAUGAUGAACAUGUUGAUGAUCGAACAAAAUAUGGUGAAAAACGAAGACAUAAUAUUAUUGAAUUAAUUGAAACAGAAAAAGAAUACGUCAAAGAUUUGGCAUUGAUUGUUGAAGGUUAUAUGAAUGUUCUUGAAAAUGAUAAAGAAAUUAAAAAACCAACAGGUCUUGUUGGUCUUGAACGUGUUGUUUUUGGUAAUGUACAAAGAAUUUAUGAAUUUCAUCGAGAUACAUUCUUACCACAACUUGAACAAUGUAUUGAAAAUCCUGAUAUACUCGGUCGAUUAUUUACCACAAAUCGAUUUAGUCCUUAUGUAAGAUAUUGUGAAAAUAAACCACGUUCAGAAUAUAUUGUUUCGGAAUAUCAUGAUUAUUUUGAAGAAAUUCGUAAAAAACUCGGUCAAAAAUUACUUGUAUCAGAUCUAUUAAUAAAACCAGUACAACGAAUAAUGCGUUAUCAAUUAUUACUUAAAGAAAUUCUUAAAUCAACAGAUCGUAUGGGUGAUGAAUCACGUGCAAUACGUAGUGCUUUACAAGUUAUGAUUGAAGUACCACGUUUAGCUAAUGAUAUGAUGAAUGUUGGUCGUAUAAAAGAUUUACCAACUAAUGUACAUCAAUUAGGUGAACUUAAAUUACAAGAUAUGUUAUCUGUUAGUGAACCAAUAACAAAAGAAACAAAAGAUAUAAAAGAAAUUGAAAAAAAAUUAAAAGAACGACGAGUUUUUUUAUUUCAACAAGCUAUGGUUGUUUCUGAAGAAAUACCAGCUAAAGAUAAAUAUUCAAGUCCAAAUUAUAUUUAUAAAUAUGAUUUAAAAAUUAAUAAAUUACAACAUAAAGAAUUUAAACGUAAUAAAGAAUUAUUUCAAUUUAUAUUAGUCGAAGUUGAUGCUGGUAAUACACGUCGAGUUAUAUGUCAAUGUAAAGAUGAUGAACAAUAUGAAUUAUGGGUUACUAAUGUAGAGAAAGUGCUUCAACGUCAGAUGGAUCUUAUCAUAGCUCUAACUAAUCCAACAGCUGCUCUACAAAAAGAGUUAUUGACAUGGGAAUUACCCGAAUGGCGACAAUCAGGUCGACGACAUUUUACCACUAGUGCUCAUACCUUUGUUUCAUCGCAUUCCAAUAUGCAAGACUCGUCCAUGUCUUUAUUUAUACCAAGUCUAGUAACACCAAUAUCUCGAAAUCAAAUUAAAAAAUCUAUGUCUGAUCGUUCAACUAAAUCUCCUGAAUCCUUAUCACCAACACAUCAUUUAUCAACAUCACCUAAAUUAACUAAUUCAUUAAUAUCACCAUCACGAACAUUAUCUAAUUCUGAUACAUCAACAGUAGAAAAUACAAAUAAAAAAUCAACAUUUAAUUUAUUUGAUUCAAUAUUACAACGUUCAGUAACAAAACCUUUAACAAUAAAUACUUCAACACAUCAUGAUAUAACACAACAAAAAAAAUUAACAACACAAUCAUCAUCAUCAUCAACAACAUCAAAUACACAAUUACCUGAACAAGCACGUUGUUUACAUAGUUAUAAUGCAAUAAAAGAAGAUGAAAUAUGUGUUCAUAAAGGUGAAUAUGUACAAAUUGUUGCUGCUAAUCAAGAUAAUCGAUGGUUUGUUCAUCGUGAUGCUAAUCGAACAUCACCAGCAGCUGAAGGUUGGAUACCAGGUUUUGUUCUUGGACUUAAAAAUCCUAAUUCAAUUAUACAUCAUAAUAUAUCUCCAUCACCACCACCACCGUCAUCAUCAUCAUCAUCUUCUCAACAUCAACAACCGACAUCAUCAUUAUCAGCUAAUAGUCUUCAUCGUUUAACAACAACAACAUCGACAACUCAUCAUCCAACAAUUACUUAUGAAUCAACUUUACCUCCUAAACCUCAAACGAGUACUUGCGACAAGCGUCUUAGUGGUGUUUUACGUUAUUGUGGACCUGAAUUGAAUAUAUCUACGCAUGAACGAAAUAUUUUUCUUGGUCAAUCUUUAAUUCUUCAAGGUCAUGUUAUUGGUAAUCCACGACCAGCUAUUGUUUGGCAACAUCCACAUGGUCAUACAUUAGUUGAUGAUAGUGCAAAUAUACAUACACAUUAUGGAGAUGAUGGAACGAUUCAUUUACAAAUUCGUUGUGUAUCUAUGCAAGAUGCCGGUAUAUAUGAAUGUAUAGCUACAAGUACUCAAGGUACUGUUUCACAACAAAUUCCUGUUCAAUCUCAUCGAAGUAUGUUUGAGUCUAAUAUAAUUCUUUUAGAUUCAAAUGACCAUCAUAAACUUGAACAAAUUCGUUGGUCAUCAAGAUAUCGACCAAAUGAAUAUCGUGAAGUGAAUGAAAUAGCUCGAGGACGUCAUUCAAUUGUUCGUCAAUGUAUUCAUAUAUCAACCGGUGAUGUGUGUGCUGUAAAAUUAAUAUCAAAAAAACUUAUUUCACAUGAACGUGCUUUACAUGAAUAUGCUCUUGUUUCAUCUAUACGUCAUGAUUCAAUUAUUCGAGUAUUUCAUUUUAUUGAAACAAAUUCAUUUUCAAUAAUUAUUUCCGAAUUAAUAUCCGGUGGACGUUUAUUUGAUUACCUUUGUUUACAAUCAAUAAUAAUUGAACAUAACAUAGCAAAAUAUAUGCGACAAUUAUUAGAUGGAUUAAAUUAUUUACAUAAUUGUAAAAUUGUUCAUUUAGAUAUACAACCAGAAAAUCUUCUUAUUAAUAUUGAAUAUGAUCAAAUAAAAUUAUGUGAUUUUGGUGAUUCAAUACGUUUAUCAAAUAUGAAAUAUAUUCAUCGUAUGAGUGGAAAUAUUGAAUUUGCUGCACCAGAAUUAAUUAAUGGAAAUAUUCCUGUUCAUUAUAAAACAGAUAUCUGGUCGUUCGGUGUUAUUUUAUAUACAUUAUUAUCAGGUCUUUCACCAUUUCUUGAUGAAACUGAUGAACAAACAUGUGCAAAUAUAAUAAAUAUUGAUUAUAAUUUUCCUGAAAGUCAAUUUCCAUAUGCAUUUCAAUCAGCAAAAGAACUAAUUCAAACGAUUUUUGUUCGUGAACCAAGUAAUCGUCCAUCAGCAAGUGAAUGUUUAGUGAAUGAAUGGUUUCAUCAUGCUGGUCAAUAUCAAAUAUCAACAACUAAUUUAAAUAAUUUUAUUGAACGAAGAAAAAUUUUAAGUGAAAAAUCUUAG